Ambispora leptoticha is the source of this 219-nucleotide messenger RNA. The record is from the annotation of a GenBank genome assembly. Lineage: Eukaryota; Fungi; Glomeromycota; Glomeromycetes; Archaeosporales; Ambisporaceae.
AUGAACCCGAUUGAUUCAACUUUAGCUUCAUCGUAUUAUCAACAAAGACAGGGUAGUUUGGAGAAACUUGCUGCUCGCAGUAUGUCUGAUUCCGAAGAAUCAGAAUCUAAUCAACGCGUUCCUCACACCGAUGCUAACGGUGUCCAAUAUAGACCACAAGAAAAUGGUCGAGUAAUAACCAAAGACGAAAUCCUCAAUCGUAUUGUCCCGUUUUAUGAA